AGCCACUUAACUUUUGGUUCUGACCCGUUUAUUACCUUUUGCGCGCCCUAUUGAAGCAGAUUGAAGAUUUUGAUAUUUCAACUUCGUCAUCAUGAAGCAGCUGAAUCAAUCUUUCCUGUCGUCUAGCAUAGUUGAUGGAUUAGGUCCAGUGGAAUCCAGCAUGGAUUUUGCCUAUUUGUAUUUUAUUCCCGUGUGUCAUUCAGAAACAAUUCUUUUUCCGUCUAGAGCGCGCUGGCCUUGUUGCGCGAAACUUGUUGAAGCUCAUCUAUCUCAGCACGGAGCGAAGUCAACUCCAUUUUUUUGUUUAUCUUGCUCCAAGAGAAGUAUAGCACAGAGUCAGCACCAGCACUACCAAAGAAGUACAACGGCUAGUAUUGCUAUUGUUUCUCUUGUCAACGGCCACCUGGCCACGGCUCUUCAAGAUGAACUUCUUUCGUCGGAAGUCUGCCUCGCAAGGGGCGGCGGAAGAUCUGGGGGGCUUUGACCCGAACAGCCCGACGCACAAGAAGACGACCUCGGGCGCGAGGACCGGAGCCGCAGAAGACCGAGGCUCACCCUCACCUUCAGCUUCAGCGUCCGCGCCGACCGAGCCUGCCUCGCAGAUCGAACCACCGCGCGCGCCAACGGCGACCAACGCCGCCUCUAACAAGGAGAACGAGAAGCCCCCAGCGCUGACACGAAAAAGCCAGCGAACAAACGCGGAGAACUUCACGCUAAUCGAUUCCAGUUCCAACUCGUCUUCUGACGAGCUGAAGAUCGUGAAGGGCGCGAGCAGCACAACUUCCGACUCUAGUUCCUGCGUGGAAAACGUGAGCAUGACCAGCGUGAUCGCGGACCCGCGCAUGCAGGAGCUGCCGGCCUACAAGCUCUCCUCGCCCACGGUGUUGCGCAAUCUGUUGGAGGAGUCCGUGUCGACCGCGAGCAGCAAGCACUUUGACUUCCCGAUUGGCGCGGCUUCCAGCACCCGCAGCUCGCCGGAAAAGCGGGGCCGCAUCAGCCAGUCCUCAGAAAUCGGCGGUGGUGCCUUCGAUUUGGCACAAGCGAGCCCGAGUCAGCACGGCAUGCAAUUCGUCCAGCAUCCUGGAGCAGCUGGUAGUGGUAGUGCCACGACGACCGGUCCCGGGGGACCUGCUUCUAGUGCUGCGGGUUCCGGACCCUUCGGCACAACGCCCUCGUCUACAGGACAUCAAGCAGGAGAGCAGCACCACCAGCAGAUGCACUACGAUUACGGAACUAGCAACAACCGGUCACGCUCGGUAAUUUCCGCGACCACGGAGCAGUUUUCGAUGCAAGACCAGGACAUGCCGAUGGAGGGAUCAGAAACGGAGCAAAUGGACAUGGAAAACGACCACGAGUCGAUGUUUGAGGAGUGGCGGUUUGAACUCGCGAGUCAGUUGUCGAGUCAGCCGCAGUUGCUGCAGAAGAUGAUGCAGUUUAUGGACCACGUGCAGAACGAAAAUCGGGACCUCCGCAAGGAGCGCAGCCAGCAGAUGAACAAGGUAAACGAGGUGCUCCGGGACGCGUCAGACACGCUCUGCAGCCAGGUGAACGCCUUUCUGGCCGAAAAGGAACAAGAGCGGCAGGCGCAGUUCGAAGAGCUAAAGAGAAAAGCGGGAAUCGAAGUAGGAGGAGAAAAUGGAAGUGCAGAUACCGGUCGCGCUGGAACGAUACUUGGCGCAGCGGCCGGGGAACACCAAUCCACGCGGGGUCCGAAGAACACUAGCAUGAAGAAACGUUUUUUUAACUGGAUAGUCAAAUUACCACUUCUCCUGUUUUGCGUCCUCUUCACGGUGUUGCACUUUCUGCUGGAGUACGCAACCUAUGUAGGGAUAGCACGAGAGCAGAGCUUUUCUGCCGGUUCUGACUCCUUCCUACUUGACACCCUCGGUCUCACGUCUGCAAGCGACGCUCUGGCGUCAACGCUGUGUGACGGCAGCACGGAAAGAGCUACACUGAUAACCAAAAAUUGGCGAGCAGCCAACUCGUUCACCAGCUUUGUCGCGUCGCGUGCCUGCCAAUUUUACCGCCUCCACGAUGGAAGCUGUUUGGUGAAAGACAGUAAGAAGAACGCGUUUGUCUGCAGUAAGCCCGUUCCAAAAAUUCACGAAAUGGAACUGGCACCAGAACUGCCACCCCAAAAGCAGGAGCAGAUCGUGACAACGACGCUGGAAGCGCUCACCCAAGGCACCACCAAAGCCGAGUCCUGCGAGCCCGCCGUGCAAAGGUGUGCCGACGAACUGCUAUCCUACAAGCACGAGUAUCACAGCAUGAUGAAAGAAUACAACCGCGCGAUCGGCGAGUACAAAAAGUCGGAAACCAGUCUCAACAUGCUGAGGAUGUUCGUCACCAGGCGAGGUCCCGUGUUGGAGGAUCCCAUGGGGUGCUGGGCCCAGACUUUCACCCCGGAGAUAUGCUGCAGCCCGUGGUAUUGAAAUAAGCAGUAACUCUGCGAUCUUUCUCUUCGUUGUGCUUGUGGUUGUUGUCUUCCGUUUUGUAUAUUCAAAUUGUUUUCAAAUAAAAGGAAGGCAGAAACAAAACUAUUCUUGUCACGCGGCUCAAAUUUGGGUCGCAAAUUGUUCUCGCUGCGAUAAAUAUGGGAGUAUCGAUCUCAGUGUCUUGGAGAAACAAUAAACUGCAUAUUGAUGUUCGUGGGUAGAAGUAAGAAGAAAACGCAAUCACUACAGAGAAAAACGCGAAUCAAUUUUCUCUUCGUGAAUAUCAACAGGUACGGUCCCACGGGCCAUCCAGGAUGCUGGGACGGAGUAGUGACAUACGAGAAGUGUUGCACCCUGUACCGCACCCAAGACACGACCUCCCGCCACGGAAGCAUCGCCGAAAACGCCCUCCCACCGAGGUGAGCCUUCGUUGAGAGGCACGGGGCAUGUUCUUCUUUUCUAUGGUUGAAACACCACAACAAAAAAUCAAAACACGCAUAGUACUAACAAGAAACAAUGUUGAACGUCGCAAAAAAUCAUGGAUAUCAUGGGAAUGCAUGAGCAUGCUUGAGCGAAAAUUUUCUGAAAUUUUUCGAAUGCGAACUUACCGCUAGAGCAAGUGCUAGUUGUAUCUACAGAAGCAGCACACUGCUGUCGGUGUGAACUUUCUAUAAAUUUUCUUACGUCUCUCAAGUUCUUCUACAACACCAACAAAAGUGUUGUUUUCAUUCAAGUGAAGGCAGAACGCUUUGUAUCCCCGCUCGGACGCACUUUGUAUAUUUCGAAAUGCGUCAAUUAGUGCUCUUGCUCAAAGGAGUGAGCAGCGGAUGCACAUCCAGUGUACGUGCAGCAAUGGCUCUUGCACGAAUAAAUGUACUUACUUACUCUCGCGACUAGCGUUGUAUUUUAUCAGACACGAAGCCACCGGUUUUGACGGGAUCAUCGGCUCGCUCCCGGCAAGUAGUACUUACAUCCGACCCAGGUAGACCUUUUUUCUGUUGACACGCCAUCAGAGAAGAAAAUCAACAGUAGACGCGCUGCGCUCAUCGUAAGAUGAUUCGCC
Amoebophrya sp. A120 is the source of this 3498-nucleotide messenger RNA. The record is from the annotation of a GenBank genome assembly. Lineage: Eukaryota; Dinophyceae; Syndiniales; Amoebophryaceae.